AUGACGAGAGGUGGCCGGCGUUGGGCGGCGGUGGAGGACGGCGGGCGGAGGUGGGAGGUGGCCGGCUGCGGAGGACGACGACAAGAGGGGGGCGGCGGCAAGAGGUGGCUGGUGUUGGGCGGUGGCGAGAGGCGGGCAACUGCAAAGGAUGGCAGGAGGCUGCUGGCAGGUAGGGGUGAGCACGGUUCUAGGAGGAGCUCCGCGCGCGGCGUCGGCAUUUCAGAGGCGGGCUACGGUGGCGCGCGGCAGCAGUUGGGCGGCGGCAGCAAAACAGGGGGCAGCGGCAACGGGAAUAGGAGGGUGGUCGACGACGAUGACGAUUCGGACGUCGAGAUGCUGAGCAUCUCGAGCGGGGACGAGGAUUCUGCUAAGGAUCGCGCGGGUUCGAGGGCUAGAGGUGGCGCGAGUGGUGGUUCGAGGCCCGGGAGGGACGACGACAGAGCGUGGGAUGGCGAAGAACCUGAUUGCUGGAGGCGCGUGGACGAAGACGAGCUCUCAUGA
This is a messenger RNA of Syzygium oleosum, 501 nucleotides long. RefSeq lists its product as uncharacterized. The transcript is spliced from 3 exons. The coding region runs from base 1 to 501 and encodes 166 amino acids. NCBI's taxonomy places the organism in Eukaryota, Viridiplantae, Streptophyta, Magnoliopsida, Myrtales, Myrtaceae. The record is from RefSeq and is a predicted model, not a curated record.